Messenger RNA from Phlebotomus papatasi, 921 nucleotides. It is a transcript of the gene Manf, whose product is annotated as mesencephalic astrocyte-derived neurotrophic factor homolog. Lineage: Eukaryota; Metazoa; Arthropoda; Insecta; Diptera; Psychodidae. The transcript has 5 exons. Gene Ontology annotation, cellular component: endoplasmic reticulum. The record is from RefSeq and is a predicted model, not a curated record. Bases 183 to 698 code for a protein of 171 amino acids. Gene Ontology annotation, biological process: neuron projection development; dopaminergic neuron differentiation.
CGACCAAUCAGAAAACGCCAAGUUCUUCCCGGUGUCAGAAGCAAAUUCAACUGAACAUUUUUUUGUGAAAUCCUUUUUAUAUCACUGAAGACAGUCAUCAAGUUAGUGCAAGAAGCCCACGUUGUGAUAUACAAUUUACUUAAAUUAAUUAUUUUUCUAUAGGAAGUGGCAAAAGAGGCACAAUGAAGUCUUACAUUUUGUAUGCAGUACUUUUAUCCGUGAUGUGGACGUCAUCACUAGCACUGAAGGAAGAUGAAUGCGAAGUCUGUGUUAAAACUGUUCAGAGAUUUGCUGACACCCUUUCGGAUGAUGUCAAGAAGGAUCCGAAGAAAAUAGAGGAUGAGUUCAAAGUAUUCUGCAAAGGCCAGAAAAACAAGGAGCAGAGAUUCUGCUACUACUUGGGAGGACUGGAAGAGUCAGCCACCGGGAUUCUCGGUGAAUUAUCGAAGCCUCUGAGUUGGUCAAUGCCAGCUGACAAGAUUUGCGAGAAGCUCAAGAAGAAGGAUGCUCAGAUCUGUGACUUGCGAUACGAGAAACAAAUUGACUUGAAUACCGUUGAUCUGAAGAAGCUCAAAGUGAGAGAUCUGAAGAAGAUACUUUCAGAUUGGGAUGAGACUUGCGAUGGUUGUCUUGAGAAGACGGACUACAUCAACAGGAUAGAAGAGCUUAAGCCUCAAUACACAAGGACUGAAUUGUAGAAUCCUGUUUCCAUUUAUUUCGCGUAUUUAAGUUGGAAUUCCAAAUCAAUUCUUUUUUGCCCAAUAAGUUAAAUUAAAAUAUGUUUCUUUUGUCUAAUAAUUAAUUAAAAAUCUUAGCAAAUUGUAUCAAAUUAUAUUUUCAUUUGUACGAUGAUGAUCGUAGGGAAAGAAUAUAUUUUGCAAAAAUUACCGUCAAUAAAGAUAAUAACUUUCUGAAAAUGCA